GGAUAUGCUUAGCCGGUAUCGGUUUGACUGAGUUUCAGUAUCCACUCGCAACUGCCGCACAUCGGGUCGGUCACUUAAUACCGAUCUCAAUAUUAGUUACAAUCUAUUUUUACUAAACUACCAGUAGUACAAGUGAUAAUAGUAUAACAAUUAUUAUUUGUUUUAAUUAUUAUAAUAUUGUGUGUUAAUUAAGCGAAAUGUUUAUCAAGGCCGCUUGUAUUGUCCUAUUAGUCUUAUUUAUAGUCGAUAAAGCAAACUGUGAUAGUAGCUUAAGUGUAGACAAACAUGACAUAAAACUGAAACUAAAAGAGAACACAACAGUUAAUAUUAUAUUGGGGUCAGAUUAUGAGCCUGUGAAUGAUACCUUAAACAUUAUUAUUCAACACACUGAUAUAGCUGCCAUAAAUAUAACUUCGCUAGAUUUAAACGUUCUGAACGAGAAUUAUAGUCUAAACGUUCAAGCCAUUGGAGCAGGAAAAACAGAUAUUUACUCAAAUACUACUUACAACAGAACAAACGUGGAUGAUGUCUAUUUUCGGAUUACAGUUUACAAGGCAGCAGCUCUAGAUACCUUGUCAACAGUUAUAGGUUGGAUCUAUUUUGCUGCUUGGUCUAUAUCGUUUUAUCCUCAGGUUUACAUAAAUUGGAAACGAAAAAGUGUUAUAGGUUUGAAUUUUGACUUCCUAUCUCUCAACAUAGUUGGGUUUUUGUUAUAUUCAGUAUUUAAUUUGGGUCUCUAUUACAUUCCAGAAGUAAAGGAAGAAUAUUCCGCAAGAUAUCCAAGAGGUUUAAAUCCAGUACAAGUAAAUGAUAUAUUUUUUGCGGUACACGCUGUCAUUUUGACAUGCUUUACCCUGUUCCAGUGCUGCGUUUAUGACAGAGGAGAGCAAAGAGUGUCUAUCACAGCAAGGAUUAUUUUAGCUAUAUUUGGUGUGUUCAUUGGAAUUUCCGCUAUCAUAGCUGGUUGUGCAGUGAUCCACUGGUUGGACUUUUUGUAUUACUGUUCCUAUGUAAAAUUAACCAUUACAUUAAUUAAAUAUAUCCCACAAGCCUACAUGAAUUAUAAAAGAAAAAGCACUGUGGGAUGGAGUAUAGGAAAUAUUUUGCUAGAUUUUACUGGAGGAAUGUUAAGCGUUUUGCAGAUGAUACUUAAUGCCUAUAACUAUGAUGAUUGGCAGUCAAUUUUCGGUGAUCCAACAAAGUUCGGUCUUGGAGUCUUCUCAGUGGCGUUCGACGUAUUUUUCAUGUUUCAACAUUACCUAUUUUACAAGGACUCCCGAUAUGAAGACAAAUGCUGAUUUGUUCCUAUUAUUAUAAGGAAAUUAUUAUAUGCGUCCUUUUAACUUUCUGGUAUUAAAAAAAUAGUCUAAGAACGGUUAUCCUACCUCAGAUAUGGAUUUAUAAAAUUAAAUAAUGGAGCUUAUCGCAGUAUUUGGAGUAAGAUACUGAACCCUGAGUGCAAAGCAUAUUCUAAAACUAUCACAAUAUUAUCACCAUUUUAUUUAUUUGUUGUUGAUUUCUUUAUGUUUCUUUUGUAUUUUAUUUAUUUUUUUGUGAAAUAAAAAUCUUUUUUUUU
Messenger RNA from Anthonomus grandis grandis, 1576 nucleotides. RefSeq names its product cystinosin homolog (gene Ctns). Gene Ontology annotation, cellular component: lysosomal membrane. Lineage: Eukaryota; Metazoa; Arthropoda; Insecta; Coleoptera; Curculionidae. Gene Ontology annotation, molecular function: L-cystine transmembrane transporter activity. Gene Ontology annotation, biological process: L-cystine transport. The transcript has 10 exons. Bases 198 to 1298 code for a protein of 366 amino acids. The record is from RefSeq and is a predicted model, not a curated record.